Daucus carota subsp. sativus is the source of this 1897-nucleotide messenger RNA. Its product is annotated as transcription factor TGA1. NCBI's taxonomy places the organism in Eukaryota, Viridiplantae, Streptophyta, Magnoliopsida, Apiales, Apiaceae. The record is from RefSeq and is a predicted model, not a curated record. The transcript is spliced from 9 exons. Gene Ontology annotation, biological process: regulation of DNA-templated transcription; DNA-templated transcription. Bases 548 to 1627 code for a protein of 359 amino acids. Gene Ontology annotation, molecular function: sequence-specific DNA binding; DNA-binding transcription factor activity.
GCUCUAAAAACUGUUCUCAAUUGAAAUAAAUUUAUUAAAAAAUAAAAAAUAAUAGAUAGAUUCCAGGGAGUAAGUGUGUGGCUUGUUUGGUAGUGGAAAUCUGAUAAUGCAAAUUAUGUUUGACUGUAAACUCAUGAUAACACCUCACACAACACUUGCUUAUUUGUAUUGCUUUUAUAACCUCUCUUCUCAGCUUUAUAACUGUUUGUUACUGUGUGUGUACAUAUGUGAAAGCAAACAUAUAUACCAAUUAAAUUCAGUUUUGCCUAUUUAAUUAUGUGUGUGUAUGUGUAGAUAUUUUUAUAUAAUAUUAUGGUGAUGUUUAGAAUGGAAUUGUUUAAGAACAGUGUUGUCUUUUUGAAAUUCGAUUCUCUCCGUGGAAUCUAUUGAACAAAGGAAGGAUGCUAAGCUAGCUAGGGUUUCGAUCCUGUUGAUUCACACUGUCGUUCUGUUUUCGAGCUAUUCAUCGUGUUCUAAGUACUCCAGGCCUUUUUUAUAUAUGAACAUGCCGCUAGUUAAAUUAGUUGCAUAAAGCAGUGCAAUCAGCAUGAAUUCUUCACCCACCCAUUAUAUCUCCGCAAGGGAUAUGGGUGUAUAUGAGCCAAUCAACCAAUUAAGCAUGUUUGCUGAAUUUGAUGACAAUGGCUGGCCAAACACAUCUCCGACAUUGCUUGUAGAUGUUGACACAAAAUUAGACAACCAGUCAGGAUAUACAUCACAUGAAACAGCUGGAGAUUCUAGCAAGUAUGAUGAAACAAAUAAACGUGUGGAUAAGGUGUUGAGACGUCUUGCACAAAAUCGUGAGGCUGCUCGUAAGAGUCGUCUGCGUAAAAAGGCUUAUGUUCAGCAAUUAGAAAGUAGCCGUUUAAAGCUAAUUCAACUGGAGCAAGAGCUUGAUCAAUCUAGGCAUCAGGGGACGAAUAUAAGCGGAGUAAUAGAUUCUGGUCAUCCAGGGUGCUCUGGAGCAAUGAACUCAGGAAUUGCUUUAUUUGUCUUGGAGUAUAGGAACUGGGUGGAAAAACAAGACAGGCAAAUUUGUGAGCUAAGAAAUGCUAUAAGUUCUGAUUUACCCGAUGGAGAGCUGAGAAUUCUUGUCAAUGAUGGGAUGGCUCAUUAUUCUGACCUCUUCCGGAUGAAAGCAAAUGCUGCAAAAGCUGAUGUCUUCUAUCUCAUGUCUGGAAUGUGGAAAACUUCAGCUGAGCGGUUUUUGCUAUGGAUUGGAGGUUUCCGCCCCUCAGAGCUUCUGAAGGUUCUUUUGCCACACCUUGACCUAUUGGAGCAACAAUGUUCUGAAGUCUAUAACCUUAUACAGUCAUGCCAACAAGCAGAAGAUGCCAUUUCAAAAGGAAUGGAUAAGCUCCAGCAGUUAUUAGUUGAUGCAGUGGCUUCUGGUCUACUGGGUGGAGGUAGUUACAUCCCUCAGGUUGCUAAUGCAAUGGAGAAGCUGGAACCUCUUGUGAGCUUUAUAGAUCAGGCAGAUCACAUUCGACAGGAAACUCUGCAACAGAUGUAUCGUACUCUAACUACCCGCCAAGCAGCUCGGGGCUUGCUUGCCUUGGGAGAAUACUUCCAACGUCUUCGAUCCCUGAGUUCUUUAUGGGCUACCCGCCCUCGUGAGCCUGCUUAAUGAUGCGACGAACACAAUAAUUUACCAGCAGUUUCCUCUGUUAUCAACUAUCAUAGCUAUAAUUAUGCUACAGCUAUUUGUGCUUGCCUUUGUGCCUCAAUACGCAACUGCCUGCAGAGUGCAAUCUUUGGCAGUAUUUUGUCCGUCACCUCAGGUGUAAAUAUGAUGUUAUCAAAAAGAGUGUUAGCUGAUUUAAUUAUAAAUUCUUAUAGACUAUAACAUGUCUGUAGAAACAAUGAUGGAAUUAAUGUGUAAAGUUUUGUUGUUUCA